UGGAAUGGGUUACCUGAAGAAGUGGUGGCGUAACCAUCCCUGGAGGUGUUCAGAAAAUGAAUAGACGUGGCACUACGUGACAUGCUCCAGUGGUCAUGGAGGUGCUGGCUAGAAGGCACUCCGUGAGAGUGGAGCUGAGCUGAAAGGCCACCACAGCCAUCUUCACCAGGGUCGUAAGUACUUCAGCUUCCUGGCAUUAAGGACCUAGGCAAUAGUCCCACAGGGUUGAGCUAUCUGGAAGAUGAAGUGGUGGCUGCAGUUGCUGUUCUUUCCCUGUAUUUCCUUGGUCUGGCACACAGAGGCAGAGUUCUUCACCUCCAUAGGCCAAAUGACGGAUCUGAUUUAUGCAGAGAAAGACUUGGUGCAGUCUUUAAAGCAGUAUAUCCGAGCAGAAGAGAGCAAGCUUGCUCAGAUUAAGAGCUGGGCUGAAAAAAUGGAUCUCCUGACUAGCAAAUCAGCCUCUGAUCCUGAAGGGUACCUGGCACAUCCUGUCAACGCAUAUAAGCUGGUGAAGCGUUUGAAUACUGACUGGCUGGAACUGGAAAACCUAGUUCUUCAGGAUACAACAAAUGGCUUUAUUGCAAACCUUACAAUUCAGCGGCAGUUUUUUCCCACUGAAGAGGAUGAGACUGGAGCAGCGAAGGCUCUGAUGCGCCUGCAGGACACCUACAAACUGGAUCCUGAAACUCUCUCUCGUGGAAAUCUGCCAGGAACAAAGUACAGAUCCACCUUAACAGUAGGUGACUGCUUUGGCAUGGGGAAGACUGCUUACAACGAUGGGGACUACUACCACACAGUGCUCUGGAUGGAGCAAGCCUUGAAACAGCAUGAUGAGGGGGAGGACACAACAGUCAGCAAGGUGGAGAUCCUGGAUUAUCUCAGCUAUGCUGUCUUUCAGUUUGGGGAUUUACACAGAGCCAUGGAGCUGACCAGACGCCUCAUAUCCCUUGACAGUACCCACGAGCGAGCAGGCAGCAAUCUGCGGUACUUUGAGAAGCUGCUGGAGAAGGAGAGAGAGGAGGAAGAGAAAGAGAAGUCAAACAAGACCAUGCCAACUACAGAACCGGUGGUGCAAAGUGGUGCUUACGAGAGGCCUCUCGACUACCUGCCGGAGCGUGAUAUCUACGAGGCCCUUUGCAGAGGCGAGGGGGUGAAAAUGACACCUCGAAGACAGAAAAGGCUGUUCUGCAGGUACCAUGAUGGAAACAGAAACCCUCACCUGCUCAUAGCUCCCUUCAAGGAGGAAGAUGAGUGGGACAGCCCUCACAUCGUCCGAUACUAUGAAGUCAUGUCUGAUGAAGAAAUUGAGAAAAUCAAACUACUAGCCAAGCCAAGGCUGGCACGAGCCACAGUCCGUGAUCCCAAAACCGGAGUCCUUACAGUGGCCAGCUACAGGGUAUCCAAAAGCUCCUGGCUGGAGGAAGAUGAUGAUCCUGUUGUGGCCAAGGUCAAUCAACGAAUGCAGCAAAUCACAGGGCUAACAGUGAAAACAGCUGAACUGUUACAGGUUGCCAAUUAUGGAAUGGGAGGACAGUAUGAGCCACACUUUGAUUUUUCUAGGCGACCCUUUGACAGCACACUCAAAACGGAAGGAAAUAGGCUAGCGACGUUUCUUAACUAUAAAGAUGAGCCAGAUGCUUUCAAGCGGUUAGGGACUGGAAAUCGUGUGGCCACUUUUUUAAACUAUAUGAGUGAUGUAGAAGCUGGAGGAGCUACAGUUUUCCCAGACUUUGGGGCAGCAAUAUGGCCCAAGAAGGGAACAGCAGUGUUUUGGUACAACCUUUUCAGAAGUGGUGAGGGUGAUUACAGAACAAGGCAUGCAGCUUGUCCAGUACUAGUAGGGUGUAAAUGGGUUUCAAACAAAUGGUUUCACGAAAGAGGAAAUGAAUUCUUAAGACCUUGUGGGAGGACAGAGGUUGACUGAACCCCACCCAGCUGCAGGCCUCUCUGUGUCUCCUUUUCUACUGUUGUUGCUUCCAGUUCAUUUCUAAGAAAUGAUCCAUCUCUUCCUCCAAGGGUCCUGGCACUUUACCCCAAAUCAAAAUAAAGGACAACAAAAUACAUAACACUUGUGAAGGAGAGCAAAUGGCAUUGUACACACACUCGUGGUUUGGUUGCUGUUCUUUCCAUGGCCCCCUCCUCCUUCCACCCUCCCACCUUUCUCUGUGCAGUGCUGUGGGUGAGUCAGAGCACUUGGGUGCUUGGUCUUGUGCCUUUUGUACCUCAGAAGAUUUUUAGAUGUUAAAUAUUUCUUUGAACCAAAGCUUGGUUGGGU
Molecule: messenger RNA, 2275 nt
Organism: Dryobates pubescens (Downy woodpecker)
Lineage: Eukaryota; Metazoa; Chordata; Aves; Piciformes; Picidae
Gene: P4HA2
Product: prolyl 4-hydroxylase subunit alpha 2
Exons: 17
Coding region: 242-1924 (560 amino acids)
Biological process (GO): peptidyl-proline hydroxylation to 4-hydroxy-L-proline
Cellular component (GO): endoplasmic reticulum
Molecular function (GO): protein binding; L-ascorbic acid binding; iron ion binding
Source: RefSeq, a predicted model, not a curated record